AUGAACGCCAACGACAAGAUCUAUGGCGAGGUGUUCCCGGUGGUGGCGCACGACUCGAUUCCGUGCCUGCUGUUCUUGAAGGACUGGAGCGCGACCAUCAACGAGCAGGAGUGCCACAUCAAGAAGUCGCACCUCAUGACCAUCCGCGGCCACCUCACCCGCUUCCCCCUCGACUUCCUCAAGCACGAGGACCUCGCGCCCAACCGAGCCGACAUCAAGAACCUCGACCUUCUCUUCACCGACGAAGACGUGUUCACAUGA
Molecule: messenger RNA, 261 nt
Organism: Acanthamoeba castellanii str. Neff
Lineage: Eukaryota; Discosea; Longamoebia; Acanthamoebidae
Exons: 3
Coding region: 1-261 (86 amino acids)
Source: RefSeq, a predicted model, not a curated record